Molecule: messenger RNA, 4638 nt
Organism: Sciurus carolinensis (gray squirrel)
Lineage: Eukaryota; Metazoa; Chordata; Mammalia; Rodentia; Sciuridae
Gene: Rft1
Product: RFT1 homolog
Exons: 13
Coding region: 38-1663 (541 amino acids)
Biological process (GO): dolichol-linked oligosaccharide biosynthetic process; glycolipid translocation
Cellular component (GO): endoplasmic reticulum membrane
Source: RefSeq, a predicted model, not a curated record
CGGCGUUUCCUGCUGACGGAGCCGAGGCACCGAGGUUAUGGGCAGCCAGGAGGUUCUGGGCCAGGCGGCCCGACUGGCUUCCUCCGGUCUCCUCCUGCAGGUGUUGUUUCGAGUGAUCACCUUUUUCUUGAAUGCAUUUAUUCUUCGCUUCCUGUCAAAGGAAAUUGUUGGCAUAGUGAAUGUAAGAUUAACACUGCUUUACUCCACUAUCACCUUCCUGGCCAGAGAGGCCUUCCGCAGAGCUUGUCUGAGUGGAAGUGCCCAGCGGGAUUGGAGCCAGACCCUCAAUCUUCUGUGGCUAACAGUCCCCCUGGGUGUGUUUUGGUCAUUAUUCCUGGGCUGGGUCUGGUUGCAGUUGCUUGAAGUGCCCAGUCCUGAUGUGGUCCCCCACUAUGGAACUGGAGUGGUACUGUUUGGUCUCUCAGCAGUGGUGGAACUUCUCGGAGAGCCCUUCUGGGUCUUGGCACAAGCACAUAUUUUUGUCAAACUCAAGGUGAUUGCUGAGAGUCUGUCAGUAAUCCUCAGGAGUGUCCUGAUAGCUUUUCUUGUGCUAUGGUUGCCUCACUGGGGAUUGUGCAUUUUUUCUUUGGCCCAGCUUUUCUAUACUUCAGUUCUGGUGCUCUGCUAUGUUGUUUACUUCACAAAGUUACUAAGUUCUCCAGAAUCAACCAAGCAAUACACUCUUCCUGUCUCCAGAAUAACAGAUCUGUUACCUAAUUUUACCAGAAGCAGAGAUUUUGUAAAUUGGAAAGAGGCUAAAUUAACUUGGAGUUUUUUCAAACAGUCUUUCUUGAAACAGAUUUUGACAGAAGGCGAGAGAUAUGUGAUGACAUUUUUGAAUGUAUUAAAUUUCGGUGAUCAGGGUGUAUACGACAUAGUGAAUAAUCUUGGGUCCCUUGUGGCCAGGUUAAUCUUUCAGCCAAUAGAGGAGAGUUUUUAUGUAUUCUUUGCUAAGGUGCUGGAGAGGGAAAAGGAUGCCACACUUCAGAGGCAGGAGGACUUUGCUGUGGCUGCUGCAGUUUUGGAGUCCUUGCUCAAGCUGGCCCUGCUGGCUGGCCUGACCAUCACUGUUUUUGGCUUUGCCUAUUCUCAGCUGGCUCUGGAUAUCUAUGGAGGGGCCAUGCUUAGCUCAGGAUCAGGUCCUGUUUUGCUGCGCACCUAUUGUCUCUACGUCCUCCUGCUCGCCAUCAAUGGAGUAACUGAGUGUUUCACGUUUGCUGCCAUGAGUAAAAAGGAAGUUGACAGGUACAAUUUCACAAUGCUGGCACUGUCAUUCUCAUUCCUGGCGUUGUCCUAUCUCCUGACCCGUUGGUUUGGCAGCGUGGGCUUCAUCUUGGCCAAUUGCUUUAACAUGGGCAUUCGGAUCACACAGAGCCUUUGCUUCAUCUAUCACUACUAUCAAGGGAGCCCACACAGGCCCCUGGCUGGCCUGCACCUGUCUCCAGUCCUUCUUGGGGCAUUUGUCCUCAGCGGUGUGAUUACUGGUGUUUCAGAGGUGUUCCUGUGCUGUGAUCAGGGCUGGCCCGCCAGGCUGGCACACAUCACUGUGGGGGCCUUCAGCUUAGGACUGACAAUUGGGACAGCAUUCGUCACAGAGUCUAAGCUGAUCCAUUUUCUCAGGACUCAGUUUGAAGUAUCCAAACUUGCUGACAAAAUGACAUGACUUCAAGAGUGCCUUGACAACUGUGGCACCUGUACCCACUUGAAGCAGUUCUUGGGUGGAACACAUUACUAUGCAGAAGCCUUGCUGAGGGGUUUCCAGGGGAGUGAGAGCCACCCAGAGGCGAGACCAUGGAUGAAACACCCGUCCACUUGAAGUCUUAAAUGCGAAGGAGGAGUUUCAUGUUUAAGUGAAGACCAAACAGCCCUUUUAAAAUAGAUGUACUUUUUUUUUCAUUAUUUUGUUCUAAUCAACACUUUUUUUUUUAAUGAAUGUAUUUGUUCCUAUAGAGCGUGAUUGACCUUUGUAGCUACAUGCUCCAACAAACUUUAUCUUAGAUGUUACUAGUGAAUAAUGAUCUGGCCAAGAAAAAGAGAUGCAGCUAUUUGUCCCUCACAGGAAUAUUUAGAUUCUUCUGUAAAAGAAGGAAGGAAACCUGAUACUAUGCACCAAACAAGAACAGAGUGUGGCCUGGGAGUUGUGGCUUUCCUCAUGUCAACGUUGUGGUCUGAGUUUUUAGAGAAGGAAAAAUGUUACUAAACAAGAAACCUCAGAAAUGCAAAUGUGAAGCUUUUUGGAUCGCAUUUCCUAGAGUGAGUGUGGAAGAAUCUUGCUUGUCAUGCUUUUAUUCCCCAGGCCAGCUUGUGCCUUCCCCAGUUGGGUCCUUAGGAAUUGUUGAUUAGAAGGUGGGUGGAAGCUAGCUAAAGAUGCCAAGUCUGACCACCUGAAAAGGGGGGACUUUAAAGGUUUGAAAUUACUCCACUGUAAGCUAUUUUGUCUCCUGAAGGGAAUGCUACUUAGCAGUUUUCUGUAACUUUGCACAUGGAAAUUGAUGAAGAAAUUUGCAUAAAUGUCUCUUUUUAUCCUCAGAAUAAAAUAGGAUAAACUCUAUAUGGAAAAUAUCACCAAGUCAAGCCCUUCUCACUGACCUAUUAUUUCCAGCACUGGUCAGUGAAAUUCCAGCACCAGGACAGAGUGGCAGGCCUGAGGGAGUGAGCCUCCUGGCUACCACAUGAACCCAGGCUCCCUACACCCUGUAUGUGCAGGUAAAAUUGUCAAGCAUUGUUCUGGGGUUGUAAAGCAUUUUUAUUUUACCAUUAAUGUAUUAAUUCCUUUUAUAUCUGAGUUCCCUUUGGAGGUACAUGCAUAAACUAUGUCUUGAAUGUUAAUAGUAAUCCUCUGACCUAAUGUCUCCAGAGCUUCAGUGUUUACCCCCAGAGAGGAUCAGUAAAGGCAACUGGUAUUGUGUAUUAAAAUGCAUGCAUUUAAACCUACUUGCUUGGACCUAGUACCAAGGGGGCUGAGAAUCAAGACCCAUCAGCCCACCAAGAUUGGGGCCCAGUCACAUUGAUACAUUUUUAUGUUUCCCCUCUAACUUGAGAGAAGAAUAGCCAAAUGCAAGGUGUACUAAGCAGUAGAGGCCCUCCAAAAGUGUGAUCUUGGUAGGGUAGGAUCAGUCUAACUCAGAGAAAAGGAUUGUCUCCAGUGCACGGAAACAGGCCUUCAGUUCACACAAACUCCUUCUGCUGCUGACCAUUCCACUCUGCACUUCCCCAGAACCCUACCACCCACCAUGCUCACUUGACAGACACAAAGCAUAGUCUUCUAGCCAUGUGCCUUAGAGUCUUCUGGAUUACAGAAUGGAAAUGUAGGUUCCCAGACCUUGCAAUGCUGAGGUCUUUGGGUACAAGACUAUCUCCACUCAGGUGGAGAGAGAGGCUCUGUGUUUGACAGCAGGGCUCAUUCCCUCACCUCUUCCCGUGUUAUCCACCAGGUGCUGCAGUUGGGGCCUGCUCCUCUUGACAGAUGACCAGCUGGAACAUCAGCUCAGAUUCCUGUUAAGUCCUACUUCCCUGUUUCUAGGACAAGUAAUGCUGUGUGUGAUAGUCAGCUUUCUAAGACUGCAACAGAAUACCUGAAAAAAUCAAGUUAGAGGAGCAAAGAUUUAUUUUGACUCACAGUUUCAGAAGUUUCAGUCCAUGAUUGGCUGACCCAUUGCUAUGGCCCUGUGAAGUAGAGCAUCAUGGCAGAGCAUUUGUAGUGGAGCAGAGCUUCUCACCUCAUGGCAGCCAAGAAGCAGGUAGGGGAAGGGACUAGAGACAAGAUAUACCUUUCUAGAGCCUGCCUCCAGUGACCUACUUCUUCCAACUUGGCCCCAUCACCUACAGUUUCUACCACCUCCCAAUAGUCAAUUCAGUUAUAAACCAACUAAUGGAUUAAUCCAUUAAUGAGAUAGAGCCCUCAUGAUCCAGUCAAUUCCCCAAAGCCCACCUCUGAACAUUGCUGCAUUGGGGAUCAAGCCUUCAACACAUGAACCUUUGGGGAACAUUCCAGAUUCAAACUAUUAUACCCUGACUGCUUGUUUUCCUGCUAGCACCUGCCUCUUAGGCUGUCGGCACUUUGGCCAAAGACCGUCCAAAGAUCUCCACCCUGUCAAUGCCUCACUGAAGCCCAGGUGAACCUAACCAUGACCUCUGGUAGUUUCUGUUACUCCCUAUCCCAGAGCCACCUGUUAACCUCAGGUCACUUGAAUACAUGUGGACCAGGCUGCCUCACUUCACCCAAGAAGGAUUUGGGGGGAAUCACACAUUUGACAUUAAGUACCACCUAAAAUAUAGUGAAGCUACUUCUACAAAGAAACAAGUCUCUAAGGCAUGUCCUUUUUAUGACAGGAAGAAGCCUUCAGUGGUAAGAAUAACACUAUUGCUGACUUCCUGUGUUCUCUGCACACGAGUUGAUUGCUUCAGACUUGGGCUGGGGGUCCCUUGGUGAGGGACGCUGCUGUGCUUUGUAAUGCUCACUGCAUAGUGACUCCUAGCUCUGGAGGUGCCAUCCACUCGGCCCUGUUUGAUGCUACUUCCAAACCUAAUCCAAGCACUGUACUUCUUUCCUUCUAUCUUUUUUUCUUUUAAUCAUGUAUUUAUGUUGCUGGUUUUAUGUCAGUCCCUGGUUUAAAAAGGAAUAAAUUAUUUUCUUCA